Molecule: messenger RNA, 1407 nt
Organism: Peromyscus eremicus (cactus mouse)
Lineage: Eukaryota; Metazoa; Chordata; Mammalia; Rodentia; Cricetidae
Gene: Syt4
Product: synaptotagmin 4
Exons: 4
Coding region: 115-1392 (425 amino acids)
Biological process (GO): cellular response to calcium ion; regulation of calcium ion-dependent exocytosis; calcium-ion regulated exocytosis
Cellular component (GO): membrane; synapse; axon
Molecular function (GO): calcium-dependent phospholipid binding; SNARE binding; clathrin binding
Source: RefSeq, a predicted model, not a curated record
GCGGGUGCCGGUCCCAGGAUCGGCUGUGUUUCCCCUGGAAGCCUUGUUCCAGGGUCCUUCCAGGUGAAUCUGCCCGGAGUUCCUUCAGCACCUCGGACAGAGCACGCAGAAAACAUGGCUCCUAUCACGACCAGCCGCGUGGAAUUCGAUGAAAUUCCCACAGUAGUGGGGAUCUUCAGUGCAUUUGGCCUUGUCUUCACUGUCUCUCUCUUUGCUUGGAUCUGCUGCCAGAGAAGAUCAUCUAAGUCCAACAAGACUCCUCCAUACAAGUUUGUGCAUGUGCUGAAAGGAGUUGAUAUCUACCCUGAAAACCUAAGUAGCAAAAAGAAAUUUGGAGGAGAUGACAAAAAUGAAGUUAAGAAUAAACCAGCUGUACCAAAAAUUUCAUUGCAUCUUGAUCUGGAGAAGCGAGAUCUCAAUGGCAAUUUCCCCAAAACCAACCUCAAAGCUGGCAGCCCUUCUGAUCUAGAGAACGUGACCCCAAAGCUCUUUACAGAGAGAGAAAAAGAGGCCAUUUCCCCCGAGAGCUUGAAGUCUAGUACUUCCCUCACUUCGGAAGAGAAGCAGGAGAAGCUGGGGACACUCUGCUUGUCCCUAGAGUACAACUUUGAGAAGAAAGCGUUUGUGGUGAACAUCAAGGAAGCCCAGGGCUUACCAGCCAUGGAUGAGCAAUCCAUGACCUCUGACCCGUACAUCAAAAUGACCAUCCUACCAGAGAAAAAGCAUAAAGUGAAAACCAGAGUGCUGAGGAAGACACUGGACCCUGUUUUUGACGAAACCUUCACCUUCUAUGGGAUUCCUUAUCCCCACAUCCAAGAGUUGUCCUUGCACCUCACAGUUCUGAGUUUUGACAGGUUUUCAAGAGAUGAUAUUAUUGGAGAAGUCCUGAUUCCUCUUUCGGGGAUUGAAUUAUCGGAUGGAAAAAUGUUAAUGAAUAGAGAGAUCAUCAAGAGAAAUGCUAAGAAGUCUUCUGGACGGGGUGAACUUCUGGUCUCUCUCUGCUAUCAGUCCACUACAAACACGCUCACUGUGGUUGUCUUAAAGGCACGGCACCUGCCGAAGUCUGAUGUGUCUGGGCUUUCAGAUCCCUACGUCAAAGUGAACCUGUACCACGCCAAGAAGAGAAUCUCUAAAAAGAAGACUCACGUUAAAAAAUGCACUCCCAAUGCAGUGUUCAAUGAACUGUUUGUCUUUGAUAUUCCUUGUGAGAGUCUUGAAGAAAUAAGCGUUGAAUUUUUAGUUUUGGAUUCUGAAAGGGGGUCCCGAAAUGAGGUGAUUGGGCGGUUGGUCCUGGGUGCCACAGCAGAAGGAAGCGGUGGGGGGCACUGGAAGGAGAUCUGUGACUUUCCCAGGAGACAAAUUGCUAAGUGGCAUAUGCUCUGUGAUGGGUAGUUUCCUGGCCAUGAG